AUGAUCAACAUUCCAAAAGAUGGAAAUGAAAAUCUAGAAAAUCCAUUAAUAAACAAUUCUUCUACAACUGAGUAUCGAGAUGAAAAUGAAAAUGAUGAAAAUCAAGAAGAAUCAAAUUUUGAAUUUUCACAAUCCAUAUUUAAAUCAACAAUAACUGGUAUUAGUACAAAAGGAAAAUUAUAUUAUUCAAUUAGUAUGGGAAUUAUAUUAUUAAUUUUAUCAUUAAUAUUUAUAAAAAUUGGUGGAUUAAAUAUUUUAAUUGGUUAUUUUUUAUUACCUUUUGGUAUAUAUUUGUUAUUUAUUUUAAGUGGGUUAAUUGUUUUUGGUUAUGAAAAUCAAAUUGGAUCAGAUGUCUUUUUUAAAUUGAUUGUGAAACAUAUUCGUAUUGUUGGUGCUAUACUGAUUGUUUUGAGUUUGAUUUUGUACUUAACUUCUGGUAAGAAAGGUCAUAAUAAGUAA
Molecule: messenger RNA, 459 nt
Organism: Lodderomyces pseudojiufengensis
Lineage: Eukaryota; Fungi; Ascomycota; Pichiomycetes; Serinales; Debaryomycetaceae
Exons: 1
Coding region: 1-459 (152 amino acids)
Source: RefSeq, a predicted model, not a curated record